This is a messenger RNA of Dentiscutata heterogama, 1016 nucleotides long. Lineage: Eukaryota; Fungi; Glomeromycota; Glomeromycetes; Diversisporales; Gigasporaceae. The record is from the annotation of a GenBank genome assembly.
AUGGAAGAAUUAAAUCAGAUUGACCCCAUGCAAUGCAGUGAAACUGAAGAAUUGAAUACUGCUGUAGAUUUAAACCUAGAAUCAAGGACAGCUUUUGAAAUAUUGACCAUUUAUUAUCCUAUAAUUUGUAAUAUAAAAUUUACGGCUGAAGAAAUUUAUAAUAUUUGCAAGAAUGCAGAAUGUAAUCAACAAGUUUGCCUGUUUCUGGCUAAACGAGUAAAGGGAGCAGAAGAAUUCAUAAGCAAAGUUAUAAAAGACAUAGGAAAGAACGAGGAAAAAUUUCGUAAUAAAGAAUGCUUUUUGGCUUUUAAACAUUAUGAAAUUAUUUUAAAAAAUAUUGAAGAGUUUACUGAGAAAGUAUCGAAAUAUAAAGGUUUUAUAAAAUUUCUUAAUGCAAGUGAAGUUAAGAAAAGAUUCAAAAACUUGACAGAAGAAUAUGAUAAGUGCAUGAAGGAUUUGCAUUUUGUCACUAUCGCCAGUGACCAUGAUAAUAAUGAAGAAUCCCGUAAGGUCGAAGAAUCUCUGGAUGAAGUUGAAAAAACUCUUAAGAAUGUUGAUAUUGGAGUAAAAGAUUUUAGUCAAAAGCUUGAUUCAUUAGUUGAAAAUGUUUAUCUUAUACAAUCUCAAAUAAACGAUCAACCAAGUAAUGUACAAGCACAAAGAAUUGAUCCAAAAGAACUUAGUAGUUCUUACGUUAAAACCGGAAAUAAUAUAAUUAAAAAGGUUUAUAAUACUAUUGAAGUUGCAUGCAAAUUCAUCAGAGAUUUUAAAAAUUCUGAAAGUGAAUUAGCAAUACUUGGAAAAUUAAGUCAAUCACCAUAUAUUCUACGUUUCUAUGGACUCACAAAUUUUGAUAACCGUGAUUAUAUGGUUCUUGAUUGGGCUGAAUAUGGAACUUUAAAAGAUAUUUAUACCAAAUAUGAUAUUCCUUGGACUAGAAAAAUAAAAAUUAUUCAAAAUAUCUGUCGUGGACUUGUAUAUUUACGUAGUGUAAACAUUCUCCAUCAUGAUCUUAG